AGCGCUUCACUUCAAUAGGACGCAGUUGGGUGACUUUCGGAUCAUUUUUCUCCAAGAUGCACGGAGAUUGUACCGAUUUAAAAACUUCUACGAACUCAAAAAAGUAUGUCAAAAAUCAUGCUGGGGCUAGGAUCCUCGCUGCAGGUUACACAAAAGAAAAACGAUUGCUGGAAUACUGCAGUGUUAUAUCAUAUGUUGUCCUGAUGUUUGUAUUCAUGUUGUCAUUGGUGCUAAACCUUCAUCUAAAUGAUCUCAGAUACAUACUUAUUGGUUCAUUUUUAGGGAUACUUAGUGCAGACUUUUUAUCAGGCUUUGUCCAUUGGGCUGCUGAUAGCUGGGGAUCUGUUGACUUCCCUUUCAUAGGCCAGGCAUUCAUCAGACCAUUUCGUGAGCAUCAUGUUGAUCCAACUGCACUAACAAGACAUGAUGUCAUUGAAACCAAUGGAGACAAUUGUCUAUUGACAAUUCCAACAUUAUCAUACAUGGUUUAUAAACAUUUGACAUUUGACAGAGUUGUGCUUCAUGAACAUUGUGCUUGGGAUUGGUAUAUUUGCGCUUUAGCGAUCUUUGUUUCUCUCACCAAUCAGAUUCAUAAAUGGUCGCACACAUAUUUUGGUUUACCACGAUGGGUGAUUUUCCUACAAGAUUGUAACAUCAUUUUACCAAGAAUACAUCAUCGGGUUCACCACGUCGCUCCUCAUGAAACAUACUUUUGUAUAACGACUGGUUGGUUAAAUUACCCGCUUGAGGUGAUCAAGUUCUGGCAAGUAUUGGAAUGGUGUAUAACAAAAAUAACUGGUUGCAGACCAAGGACAGAUGAUUUAAUGUGGACUAAGAGAAAAUAAUUUUAUAAAAAAUGAAAUUGCAGAUGAAAUUAAUGCUGUUAAUUUAUUGGAGUAAUCUUAGCCCGUAGCAAAGGGAGGCAAACAUAUGCAUGCCAUAGACCUACACCAUGUUUUCUUGUGACCAAUUUCACAUGUUCAAAUCAUUUUGUACUCUAUGAUAAGAGCUCAUUUUGAAACCUGGAAGUCCUUGUGCUUGUGAUAGUACUUAGAUUCUCUUCCUGUUUCAAUGUUUUAUUUCAUGAUUUGAAACACUGAACUAUUCUUUCAUUGGUUACCAAGACCUGACACAUGAUGUAGUCUAUUUAAAGCUUAUUUAAUGAAGUGUAAGUUAUUAAGUAUUAUAAAGGUCAGUGAAACUGGACAAAAAAAUAGUUAUGGUCAAAGGCAAUCAAUGAAAAAUGAAAGUUAAAUCCUUUUUUGAGGAAAUAACUGUGUAAUUAAUGACCUGUAAAUAUAUACAGAAGGAAUAUUAAAGUAAAA
Molecule: messenger RNA, 1325 nt
Organism: Dendronephthya gigantea
Lineage: Eukaryota; Metazoa; Cnidaria; Anthozoa; Malacalcyonacea; Nephtheidae
Product: transmembrane protein 189-like
Exons: 4
Coding region: 57-845 (262 amino acids)
Molecular function (GO): oxidoreductase activity
Source: RefSeq, a predicted model, not a curated record